Truncatella angustata is the source of this 909-nucleotide messenger RNA. RefSeq lists its product as uncharacterized. The record is from RefSeq and is a predicted model, not a curated record. Lineage: Eukaryota; Fungi; Ascomycota; Sordariomycetes; Amphisphaeriales; Sporocadaceae. The transcript has a single exon. Bases 1 to 909 code for a protein of 302 amino acids.
AUGGCUUCUUGCGCCGAAGGUUAUGUCACAUGCCUCAACAAACCGAGCGGCAUACCAUCAGCAUUUGUCCCACUUGUUGAAAUACCAGAUUCUUUCUGCUGUCAGUCGGAUACUGAAUGCGAAUGGCUCGCCGAGAACACGACGUUGUUGUGUUGCCCGUCGGGUGGCGAUUGCAACCUAAUCGCCCCAAUCUCUUGUGAUCUGACACUACAAAACUCUGCAAAUAAUCCCGAAGCCCUCAUCAAAACAUUGCUUUUGGCUGGGAGUCUUCCUGAGUGCGAAGAAAAGUGCUGUCCGUGGGGAUAUGGGUGCGACAGCGCGCAGAAUUGCGGCAUCGGUCUCAACGAUACCGCAGUACGUGCAGCUAUAAGUCUGGAGGCGUCCAGAACGGGCACGGAGAUAACCCCAUCAGGAACACCCACACAGUCAGCUAAGGCAUCAGCAACAGCACCUACGGGUAUCACGACGCCGAUCCUCAGUUCAGAUGUCCCCGCUCGGAGUUCUUCCACGUCCGCUUUGACGUCGAACUCAUCAGCAGCCGAGGCUUCCAGCCCAGUGACGGCAGAGACAAAGGCCAUGAUCGCCGCAGCUGUUUUGGGUGGCCUGCUGGCCAUACUGCUCGUUAUGGCAUCGAUUUUCAUCCUUCGUCGGAAACAUGGCAGAAAAUUAAAAACCAAGCGUGCGUCCCAACGUCAGUUCAUGAAGGCAGAGCUGGAUGCUGAUGGAGAGCUCCGGCCGCGCCAUGCAUUCCACAUGCUUUCUUCGGAUCGCGGGCCGGCAGAGCUGCCUGCGACUCCCUUGAAGAGCCACAUGGCGACUCCGGUCUGCGCGGAGUUGGAAGCGAGAGAUGCAGCGGGCGAAGGAAAGUCGUGGCGACGAGAAACAUGCCGCGUUCAUAAGGGAACUUGA